AACUCCCAUUCUCCGGAUCAGAGAUUCCUUUAGUAUCUUCCAUUGUAGACCGUCAUUGCAAUCGAAUAAGCUAAGCUUCUCUUAUAAUCGAACCUGACUAAAAGGAGAAUGCAGGUGAGAUAACAGAUUCGUAAUCAAUACUGUUACACAAUCACGGGAAAUCUAGGGUUCUAGAAAACUAGGGUUUCGUGGCGGAAAUUAGAACACGAAUUUGUGAGAGAGAGAGAGAGAGAGAGAGAGAUGGAGGAGGAGAGGAUUCUAGAGAGAGAGAGGCUUCAGAUGGAGCAGAUUCGUGAGCUCGAUUUCGAGGAGUUGCAGGUUGAGGAAGUCGAUGAAUUUCGAGAUUCCGAGGACGACGACGACGAUGAUGAUGGUCUCGGAAUCUCCCACCACACUCGUCGUCUCCUCUCUGAUAAUGUUGGUGCUGAUGAUGAACAUGUUUUCAACCCAGACGUGGCUUCUCUACAUACCUAUCUUGGCGAGGUUGAGGACACUCCAAACAGAACUGCUUUUGUGGAUGGAGGCACAGUUUUGAAGAUCCCUCUUUUCUAUCUUGAAGGAGUGGUUCUGUUUCCGGAGUCCACGCUUCCCCUUAGAAUUGUCCAGUCCACUUUCUUGGCUGCUAUCGAGAGAGCUUUGAACCAACCUAACGCUCCAUGUACCAUUGGUGUGAUUCGUGUUUACAGAGAAGGUAAUCAGUUCAAGUAUGCCACUCUUGGCACAACCGCAGAGAUACGACAAUACCGUCGACUUAGUGAUGGCUCAUUCAAUGUUAUUACUCGUGGACAGCAGCGGUUUCUUUUAAACCGUCGCUGGACUGAUGUUGAAGGAUUCCCUUGCGGAGAGGUUCAUAUUGUUGAGGAAGAUGUACCCUUGAGGACUCCCAGGGAUGCUUUUGGGAAGCUGGUACCAAUAAGUAACUUGAGAGCUCCCAGUCACUCGAGUACAAUGGCUUUGUCUGCAUCUUUUAGAGAUACGGACGAAAUGUCAGUAGGAAACUCUGAAGGAAGUUUUGAAAGCGCUCUUUCUCCGUCAGAGAAAAGACUUCAUUAUUCAGCAGUUGACUCAGUAAUGGAUGACUGGACAAGUAGUGAUGAUGAUGACGAAGUAGUCAGUACAUCUAAUAUCCAAUCUAGUGGGUCUAAUCCAUUCAGCUCUAGGGAAGAUGGGCAAUCUGCUGAUGGCAAAACUCCUGUGUCGAAAGGGAAAUGUCAAAACCAAAAUAGUCUGACGAGUUUCCGGAAAAAUACUGAUCUUAACAGAUUCCGUAUGGCCCCAAGAGCGUUUUGGCCUUUCUGGGUGUACCGGAUGUACGACGCAUAUCAUCUUGCUCAACGAGCAGCUGAUCUGUGGAAGCAGAUAGUUGGGGUUCCAAACAUGGAGGCAAUAGUGAAUAAGCCAGACAUUUUAUCCUUUUCCAUUGCUAGUAAAAUUCCUGUCUCUGAGUCAAUUAGGCAAGAGCUCUUGGAGAUUGACGGAGUCUCUUACAGACUGCAGAGAGAAAUAGAGUUGCUCGAGAGUUUUGAUCGUGUUCGAUGUAAACACUGUCAGAGUGUCGUAGCAAGAAGAAGUGACAUGUUGGUUAUGUCUAGUGAUGGUCCUCUAGGUGCCUACGUAAACCCACAUGGCUAUGUGCAUGAGAUAAUGACAUUUUACAAAGCGAAUGACAUAGCGAUAAGUGGUAGAUCUGUUAAAGAAGACAGCUGGUUUCCUGGGUAUGCAUGGACGAUUGCAAAUUGUGCAACGUGUGAAACCCAGCUGGGUUGGCUUUUCACAGCAACAAGCAAGAAGUUGAAGCCAUCAUCUUUCUGGGCAGUUCGUAGCUCACAGGUCGCAGAUGACAUGCGCUGAAAAAGAAGUAUUACAACAGGUCUCACUCACAUAUCAAUGCGUAUGAGAUAUCACAAAAUAGUUUGUGAAAGCAGAAGCGGACUAGUAUAGUGAUUCUAAAGUAGUAACAACAUCUUGAGAGGUAGGUAGAUGUCUUUUUCAUCAAACAUUAUAUAUAUGUACACAGGAAAACAAGAUGUGUGUAUGAAGGGAACCUACUAAGGCUAUGAGUAUAAUGGUAUUCUUAGGAUUAACCAUUCUCUAGCGUUCGAGUUUUGUUAAAAACAAAGGUUAUGGAAUGAUUUGUUAACAUGUAUCACGGCGUUCUGGGCGAACAAACUACAAAGGAUGAAUGAAAAUAUGUUAAUAGAUGA
Brassica napus (rape) is the source of this 2204-nucleotide messenger RNA. Its product is annotated as protein cereblon. Gene Ontology annotation, biological process: protein ubiquitination. NCBI's taxonomy places the organism in Eukaryota, Viridiplantae, Streptophyta, Magnoliopsida, Brassicales, Brassicaceae. Bases 241 to 1851 code for a protein of 536 amino acids. The record is from RefSeq and is a predicted model, not a curated record. The transcript has 11 exons. Gene Ontology annotation, cellular component: Cul4A-RING E3 ubiquitin ligase complex.